This is a messenger RNA of Sorex araneus (European shrew), 2783 nucleotides long. It is a transcript of the gene NXPH2, whose product is annotated as neurexophilin 2. The coding region runs from base 248 to 1045 and encodes 265 amino acids. Gene Ontology annotation, molecular function: signaling receptor binding. The transcript is spliced from 2 exons. Lineage: Eukaryota; Metazoa; Chordata; Mammalia; Eulipotyphla; Soricidae. The record is from RefSeq and is a predicted model, not a curated record.
GGAGCUAGUCGCUUCAGGGUCGGUGCGCCCGCGGCCCAGCCGCACGUUCCUUCCCGGCCCCCUCCAGGAGGGGCGCGCGGGGACCGCCCCGGCACCUCCCGCCCGCCCUCAUCGCGCCGCACUCGGAUUCUGAGAGGGCAGCAGCGCGCGCGGUGUCCCCGGCGUCCUCAGUCCUGUCCCCCGAAGUGGAGAUGAUCGAGAGGCAGGCGAGGGCGCGCAGCUCGUGAGCCCCGUGGCAGCCGGCACCAUGCGCCUGCGGCCGCUGCCCCUUGUCGUGGUCCCCGGCUUGCUGCAGCUGCUAUUUUAUAGUGACAACAAACAGGUGGUACAUGCCACAGAAGGGCUGGAUUGGGAAGACAAAGAUGCUCCGGAAACAUUAGUUGGAAAUGUGGUUCACUCCAGAAUCAUCAAUCCUCUGCGCCUGUUUGUGAAGCAGUCUCCAAUACCAAAGUCUGGACACCUGUCGUACACAGACAGCAUGGAAAACUUUUGGGAUUGGCUGGCCAACAUCACAGAGGUUCAGGAGCCAUUGGCAAGAACUAAACGAAGGCCAAUAGUAAAAACUGGAAAAUUUAAGAAAAUGUUUGGUUGGGGUGACUUCCAUUCCAAUAUUAAAACUGUCAAACUCAACCUUCUCAUCACGGGGAAAAUUGUUGACCAUGGAAAUGGCACCUUCAGUGUCUAUUUCCGACAUAAUUCCACAGGCCUGGGCAAUGUUUCGGUGAGUUUGGUACCCCCUUCCAAAGUGGUGGAGUUUGAAGUUUCCCCUCAGUCUACCUUGGAGACCAAGGAAUCCAAAUCUUUCAAUUGUCGUAUUGAGUAUGAAAAAACAGAUAGGGCAAAGAAGACUGCCCUGUGCAACUUUGACCCGUCAAAGAUCUGCUAUCAGGAGCAGACUCAGAGCCACGUGUCUUGGUUGUGCUCCAAGCCCUUCAAAGUCAUUUGUAUUUACAUUGCCUUUUACAGUAUUGAUUAUAAACUUGUACAAAAGGUCUGUCCUGACUACAAUUACCAUAGCGAGACCCCGUACUUAUCAUCUGGCUGAAUCUUUCCACAGUAUCAGAAAUGAGAGACAAGUGUAUAUUUAUUUAGAAUGACCAAGAACCAAGCACAGUUCUUCAUGGCAAAAGAUCCUGUUUAUUUCUGGCAGUGAACUGAGUGUCCAACAAGGUUUCCAUUAAAAAAAAAGAAAAGGAAGAAGAAAAUGAGCAUCUUUAAAUGUGAAAUGUGUUUGUUUCUAUCACAAGUACCUUAGUGUAAUGAAACUGGUUAUGAAGUCAUCUCUUACAACCAAGAUGGCUAAGUCUUGGAAAUAUUUUUGUUUCUCCAAAAGAUGCAUCAGUGGUAGCAACACAAGAAAACAGGAAAGAUUAUGCAUGUGAAAAACAUUGCUCUUUAAAUGAGCCUGCCUUUGAAAUAUGUUUUGGAAGGUUACAUUAAAAAUAGCAGUUUCAGUAAAGUAACUGAAAAGAUUGUAUUUGAUAGAUGAGUCACAUUUCUGACAUCAAAAAAAUUUCUUUUUUUAUUGCUAUCUUUCUCCCUACAUCUGUGCUGUUAUUGAUAUGAGAGAUGAAGGGGCAAAAUUUGUUUCAAAACUUGUGUGUAAAGUUACAAUGCCACAGUAGAACUAAAUGCAUUAUUAUUUGAGCUAGAGUUUAAUGGAAUGUAAUUUAAACACAACCCUGUUCUUGUCACCAUCAUCAAGAUUCUCAUCUGAAUAGUAAUUUUAGUGUAUUGGCAAAGCAAAUCUGGAUAUGUCAGUUCAACAAAAAUGAAGAUCGUAAUACUUUUAGAUUUUUUUGUGAACUGCAAUGCUAUAAGAAAGUACAAUCUAUUUUAUAUCUGUUUUCACCUUAUUACUCUGCUUUAUUCAUUUGAUAGUGUGAUUUUAUAUAUACAUAUAUAUAACAACUCUGAAAUUGAAAGAAUGUGAUUUUUUUCAGGCUAUAAUGGGAGGAAAAAUAUAAUGGGAAAUGAGAAAUUCCACAAUUAUAAUUCAAAAUUUAUAGCUUCCUAGAUUAAGUUCUUCUUGCAUUAAGAAGUUAGCUAUUUGAGUAAGGGAUAAAAUACUACAUGAAAAUACACUAAAGGUUAAUAAGCAUUAUCAGGUGCUUUUAACCAAGGUACCUGAAUCUCCAAACUCAGACCUCCAAAUUUAGCAUCGCUUCAUAAUCAAUAUCCUUCCUAUCUUCUCUGAAGGGAACCAUAACCCUUUUUGGUCAAACAUAAUGAUUUUGAUUUUCACUAGAAAUAAGGUCUGAUCUACCAGCAGAAAGGUUUUUAGAACCUAUAAGACUCAUGGAACAUUACUCUUUUUUACAAUAGAUGUUAACUUUUUCCUCCUGUAUCUAUAAAGCAUCAAAGUAAAACAUUAAAUUGAAGACUAAAUGAAAACCAGUCCUAAAAAACAAAAAUUCAUACCAUAAUGUUUAGAAAACCAACUACUCUAGUCUCUAUUUUCCAACUCCAUUCUUUUACUAUUAUGGUGAUAUCUACAGUGUUUGAGUUUGUCUUUUGUAAAAAUCGUACUUGGAUUAGUGUGUGGUAGUAUAGGUAGUAUUGAAAUUUUUGCUCUGAGUUCAUCACGUGCUUUAGUAAUUUUGUGGUUGGUGUGAAAUACUUCGAGACAUCUUUUUACUUUCACCUAGAAAAAAAGAUUAAGAUGCUGUUUAUUUUAAAUUAUGUGAGAACCAUAUAUGUGUAUAUAUACUUAGAAUUUUCUGUGUACAGGGAAUGUAUGUGUACACAUUUCUAUGUAAAUAAAAAUAAUUUCCUAAAUCUGU